AUGGAUAAUCAUCAAAGCAAACCGAAUGUGCAUGAUAGUGAAAGCGAAGUGCGCGAUGAUAAUUUGCAAAAACCCAAUAUUUACAAUAAAUAUUUACCAUUCUAUGAAUCUAUCAAACGGCAUGCUUUUGAAUCAUUUGAUGAAAUUCGAGAAAAUUUAUCACGUACUAUUCAAUUGGGUGAAUUGCAUCCGAGCUUUUCGAUUUUUACACGUAUACUCAAUCGUUUUUCACUUCCUAUAGGAAAAAAUCAUGGAUUACAAGAAAGCUCUCCGUAUAUGAUGAUAGAUGUGGCACGAUGGCUUGUAGCCAUGAUUGGAAAUGGAAGUUCAUGUCUUCAAUAUAUGCGCGAACUAUUUAUGGCUAUUAAAGUUUUCUAUCAUCCAUCAAAUACUGGAGAGUUUCAAGAGUUUCUUAUUGAAUUGAUUUUGAAACUAGCUGAACAAUUUGUUGAACGAGUACAAUUACUAUUCUUAUCAGUUGACAAUAUGACUGAACCAGAUCGUUUCACAUUAAUUAUGAAAUGUUUACCUGGUAUUGUUCGUCAAAUAGUACGACAAACACCAACCUAUUCCGAAGGUCAAACAUAUGUAUUACCUUUAUUGAUGUCUGUAUUACCUGGUAUUGAUUCAAAUGAUUUCAGAAAAAAAGAAGUUACUUUUGAAGUUCUCGACGCUAUUCUUAAGCUAGUACCAUGUGUUGAUUGUUCAUCGACGGUAUAUAAACGGACCGAUCUUACAGAAAUUGAAAAACAAGUAUGUUUAUCGACAACACAAUUUGAAGAUUUCGUCACUGAUUUUCUCAAUCGAAUAUUUCAAAUGAUUUCUCAACGAUCGACUGAAAUAUCCGAUGCUACUGUGACUAACAAUAAGAUCAAUUGGGAAGAUGAAACUAUCGAUAUAAAAUUAAUAUCAAUAAUGUCUAGCAUUGUUCAACAAUGCAGCAGUAAAAUCUUUCAAGUAUGUACAAAUUCAAAUCAAUAA
Messenger RNA from Rotaria sp. Silwood2, 981 nucleotides. Lineage: Eukaryota; Metazoa; Rotifera; Eurotatoria; Philodinida; Philodinidae. The record is from the annotation of a GenBank genome assembly.